Molecule: messenger RNA, 849 nt
Organism: Sinocyclocheilus grahami
Lineage: Eukaryota; Metazoa; Chordata; Actinopteri; Cypriniformes; Cyprinidae
Product: la-related protein 1-like
Exons: 4
Coding region: 349-834 (161 amino acids)
Source: RefSeq, a predicted model, not a curated record
GUGCUGCUGUUUUAGUUUACAGAGUCCUCAUGUUCAGAAAAUCAAACCUAUUCACAACAAGCUGAGGCGCGGCGCUGCGUGCGCGCACACACGCCGUCUGCAGGGCAGUCACGUGACGUCACGCGUACGUGCGCGCUCACGUUCAACGCGUGGUUCUUUCACGUUGCCGCAAGUAGCGAAGCCUAGCCCGAGUUUUUAAAGCUUCCCGGCGCUCUUUUACAUGUUUUAACUGCACUCCACCACUCUGCGUCUUAGACUGAAGCCGGCUGGUCUAGGGGUGGAGUGGCGCGUCGAGCGGCGAUCGUUUGGCAGCACAUUGCGGCGGGUUUGAGGCGUUUGUGAGGAGAAAUGGCCACUGAGGUGGAGCCCGUGCUACCGAGAAGCGCGCUGCUCCAGCAGCAGGAGCAGGAGCGAUGCCAGGCCCAGACAGACGGAGGAGUCCUGGUGAAGGAGCAAAGCCUCGAACGCGCGGAAGACGAGAGCAACAGCCCGGCGAAGGAGAGCCCCGCUCCGGCGGAAGAAGACGCCUCAAAGAAGGAGUUUACCGAGGCUCCGCCGCCCAAGCUGAACCCCUGGACGAAGAAGAUGAGCGGAGUCAACGGACAGAUCACCGAGCAUUCUGGGCCCACGAAGGUGGUGAAGGCGGGAAACGCGAGAAUGAGACGCGGCGGGAAGGUGGGGGAUUUUGGAGAUGCAAACAACUGGCCGACACCUGGAGAGAUCGCUACGAAGGAAGUCCAGGUACCACAGCGUCAGAAAUCUUCAAUCUCAACCAUAAUCCCAAAUGAUUUUCUGUCUGAAUGCAUAUACGGCUUUGAUGGACUCUGGAAGUAAAGAAACUCUCCGGUA